ACGUGCCGCAUGGGUACCACUGGACGGCGAGUCUGAGAACAGAGCACACGAUAUUAUGAUAUUAUCUGCAGGUGCAAUAAAAAUACAAACCUACCGAAUUCGUUGGAAUACCCGCGUCGCGGUUCCUCGAGUCGAAUCCACGUAGUUUAAUUUUUUCCCUACCUAUCAUGCGCCGACCUACCUAUCGACCUACAUAGUCUGUCCCUCAACAAUCACGUUAUCCUUCUAGAAUGCCCAUCCCCCGAUGGCAGCUUGUAAACGAAUCAUCUUCCACCCGCGGUUUAUGACAGACGACCUCUCUAUACAGAUCCGGCUCGCAGCACCCCGCUGAUGAAUGAGGUGGAUGGCCGCGACAACAACUGCGUAUGAUACCACGAGGAACGACAUCAAUCCUUCUAAGCUGCGCGAGACCGGCCCAGCACUCAAUGCUCCAAUUCACCCGUCAUGGUACAUUCGAAACAACGUGUUCGCGGCGUCUCUCCGCCCCGGGAGGCGGAAGGCGAAACACGCAGUGACCAUCACCACAUCGACAACCUAGCGGACUGGUCGGUAGCUACUGCAGGAGACACGCUGCCACAUAAUGCGGAAUGGGCGGUAGGUGGUAAUAGUAAUAUGCGCACGCCAUUCAGGCCCAAUGUCAACAUGCAGAAUAACACUAUACGUACGGUUACACCUGAACCAGGCGAAAACGGCCAUGCCCCGGACACAAACAACAUCGCACAAGUGACCCGGGGUUAUGGUACCGCCUCUCCCCAGCAGAGCUCGCCUAGAUCCAUACCUGGCGGAGAAAGGAGGAGGCAAGGCAUGGUAUUCAAUGAUACCUAUAGCGAAUCUAUGGACAGCUCCUCCUCGAGCCCACCUAAGCAGAAUCCAAAAGCUGCUCCUCUUAGGCCACGUACCCAUACCAUGGACGGUGCGCUUGCGCAACGACAGGCAUCGUCGUCUCAGUCCGAUAGUCGACAUAGGUUAGGGUCUUUCUCCUCAUCCGGCUCCCAACCAUUUCUGGACACAGAAGUGCGCCCUCCUCCGACUGUGCUUGAAUCGGUGGGUUACCCGUCGGUUGCACCAACUAGACCGCCCGAUCUAAAAAUUACACCAUCGUCAAGCAAGGAAAAAAAGUCGUCCAAUAGGCGCCUGAUCAAACGUGGCGGUACUUCUCGACCUACAUCUCCCCUAGUAUCCCCGCCGCCCUCCGUAGACUCGUUACCGCUCCCGGUCCCUACAAACGAUGCGAAUAGGAUCCUUCUACUGAUGAAAACUCUAUGCGGCCGGAUGAAGGGAGAAGUAGAAUAUCAAAACGAGCCAAACGGCCCUUGGCACUUUGGGAUCUGCUAUAUCGACGAAGACCGAGGUAGUCUACUAUUCGACUCCGGUCAGACCGGACAAUUCCACAUUCCAGUGGUCGCCGAUUUGCGUGGCUGCAGGGUUCUACCCGCCGAAGGCCCAGACAACAAAGGAAAAUGUCUCGAGAUUCUGAAUAAUAAGAUGGGCGUGGAACUUUUACUUCGGCCCCUUUUAGAUGAAGAAUUCGACUUGUGGCUUGCCAGCUUACUUUGUUGGCAACAACUACGUCCCACGACGGUGAGGUUCGCCAACGGCAGAGGUACUAAUUCCCCCAGCUCUAGUCGAACUGAAAUGAGGAGGCGAGGAUCUUCGGCCGCCGGUGGUCCAUCUUCGAAAGAUGCGGCCAUCAUCAAAGUCGGCAAGGUGAUGCUGUGGGACAAAGGUACCGCUACAUCACCUCGCGCGAUCGUGAAACGGCCGUCGACCCGCGAUCUUCGUUCUGGCAUGACAUCGUGGAGGCGAGUAUCUUGUAUCUUACAGGAUAAUGGCGAAUUCAAACUGAUGACCGAAAACGACGUUGCCGUACUGUCAAUCAUCGAGUUGUCGCAAUUAUCCCGUUGCGCAAUACAGCAGCUGGAUAGAUCAGUUCUGGAGGAAGAAUUCUGCAUCGCCAUUUUCCCUAUCUACUCGUCCGCAUCGAGUCAACUUUCGAUAUUCCGGCCCGUAUAUCUUGCCCUAGACUCUAGAGUCCUCUUCGAGGUCUGGUUUGUGCUCCUACGAGCGUUCGCCGUCCCUGAUCUAUAUGGGAUCGAGUCGUCUACGGACCAAGUCACCGAGAUACGGCAGUUUGACAAAGAAUUUGAAGGGCAACUUUUUCGCUUGGAGAAGACAAUUCAGAUCAGGGUCACAGAAGCUAAGAUAAGGAAACAGAGCCCGAGCUCAGAACACUACGAUCGCCAUUCUAAAGAACGUGAUCCUUUAAUCGGCAAUUACCUUGCCGAAGUUAUUCUAGACGGCGAGGUUCGGUCCCGGACAACGACGCAACCCGAUACAAAGAACCCAUUUUGGCGAGAAUUUACUCAAUUCACCGAAUUACCUACUACAUUACCAUAUUUAUCUGUUAUUUUAAAACGAGUCGAUGGAAAUCUAGAAAGCAUCAGUCAUCAAGUCCAAGCGUCUCUAGGUCUUCCAAAGGCUGGGAAUCUGACGGAAGUUUUAUGUGGAGCGGUGGAUAUACCCCUUGAUAAGUUGGAGCGUGCAAAGGAUCAUGAACAGUGGUUCCAAGUCUGCGAUGAAAAGCAGGAGAGUAUUGGGAGCAUGUUCGUCAAGGUGAACCACGAUGAGCUAGUCGUCCUGGCAGCAAAGGAUUAUGAGACGCUAUCACAACUUCUACAUAAGUUCAGCGUCGGGUUGACGAGUCAGAUCGCCUUGGCUGUACCAUCCGCCAUGCGACGACUUGCAGAAUUAUUCUUGAACAUCUUUCAAGUGUCGGGGAGCUCUAGUGAGUGGCUCAUGGCCCUCGUCGAAGAAGAAAUCGACGGGAUUGGAAGUCAGAACAGCGUAAAGAGACUACGCUUCAGCCGGCGGUUAAAGUCUAACGAAUCUUCGAAUUCUGCUAGCGACAGAGAUCAGCUCGUCCGUGACAUGAAGUCUCUGGCUGGAGAGGCAAAUCUUCUAUUCCGAGGCAAUACCCUCCUCACCCAAGCUUUAGAAUUUCAUAUGCGCCGCCUAGGAAAGGAAUUCCUAGAAGAGAUCUUGGUGGAUAAGAUUUUCGAGAUCAACGAACUCAAUCCAGACUGUGAGGUAGACCCAAGCAGAAUUCAACACGGUGACGAAAUGCAGUCACAUUGGAGCCUAUUGAUAGAGCUGACGACUGAGAUAUGGGAGUGCAUCGCCGACUCCGCGACCAAACUACCGCUUGAGUUGCGACAGAUCCUGAAAUACGUUCGAGCCGUUGCGGAAGAUCGAUACGGUGAUUUUCUUCGAACUGUUAAUUAUACGAGCGUCUCGGGAUUCUUAUUUCUUCGAUUCAUAUGUCCGGCAAUAUUAAAUCCGAAGCUCUUUGGGCUCCUACGAGACAACCCAAGACCUCGGGCCCAACGAACACUAACUCUCAUAGCGAAAGGCCUCCAAGCUCUAGCAAACUUGUCCACAUUUGGCAAAAAGGAGAGUUGGAUGGAGCCUAUGAACAAGUUUCUAACUAUCCAUAGGCAGCCAUUCAAAGACUACAUCGAUCAGAUGUGUUCGAUACCAACCGAGCGUAAUUUUGCCUCUGUUCCUGCCUCAUAUUCCACUCCUGUCACGAUUCUCGGUCGCCUAUCGCCAAUAUCCCGAGAAGGCUUCCCCUCCUUGCCGUACUUGAUCGAUCAUCCUAGGAAUUACGCUGCAUUAGUCAAACUUUGGCUUGAGUCAAGCCAUAAAUCGAGCGCUACGGAUCCUUCGGAUUUUGAUGCGGAACUCGUGGAAUUCCACGUGAUCUGUCUAGACUUGCAGAAGCGCUCAGACGAAUGCCUUGCUAGGGUUGAAUCACUUCGCAUGGCAGAGGACGAAUCAGUAGGUACGGAAGACCUAGCCGAGGCUCUUGAAAAGUCGGCCCUUUUAGACACGGUCAAUCUCACAUACGGGAACUCGGCAGCAUGGAUGGAGAAUGAUCCGAACCAUGAUCCGUACCAUGAUCCGUACCGCGCACCAGGCUCGUCCGGCAGCGAACCGGAGAGCAGCGAUCGAUCAGCAUUCAAGAAUUUCAGAAGAGAGGGAAGACGCCAAGUGUCAGAAGCUAUGGAACUAGCAAAUCCGAUAGGGACAAUACGAGCAAAGGCCGGACAAGUGAGGAAUCCGCGAAGCUUUCUCCACGGCCUCAUAGGCGGCGGCAAGAAAGAAAAGGGGAAGGAGACGGCCAAUUCCCCGUCGACAAUGCGGGAUAAGAGCAGGGACAAGGAAGAGAAAACCAGCAGAAGUAUUCUAGGAACCUUUUCGGAGUCCUGGCAGAGCGAUACUAGCUCGAGGCACUAGUUAUGCCUUAACUCUGCAGGACAGCCCGAGUCCACGAAACCACCACUCCAAUUACAAGAGAAGCCGAGGCGAUCGGGAACCCGAUUGAAGAAACGGCCGCCACCUCAGAAAGAAGAGGGGCUGGCCAGUUCCUCAGGGUUAAGACACAGUAAUUCGGCUAAAGAACAUCACGCCGCCGCGUGAGGAAAAAAAAUAGAGGCAUAGACUGCCAGGGGUCAGAAGGACGGCGGCCCCCUUCCGA
Annulohypoxylon truncatum is the source of this 4537-nucleotide messenger RNA. RefSeq names its product Rho GTPase activation protein. Bases 445 to 4296 code for a protein of 1283 amino acids. The record is from RefSeq and is a predicted model, not a curated record. Gene Ontology annotation, biological process: regulation of GTPase activity. Lineage: Eukaryota; Fungi; Ascomycota; Sordariomycetes; Xylariales; Hypoxylaceae. The transcript has a single exon.